AGCAAAACAACGCAACUUCAGUCAGCUGUCAAAAGUGCGUGUUCGGGGUGUUGUUUCGCUAGUUGCUCGUCUGUUUCCGUGAGGAUUUUGUAUCUUUUAUCUUAAUAAAUCCUGCAAAUUCAUUGGCGAAAUUACACCGGCCCGUUGAAACUUGAAGCCACCGCCUAGCCGCCCGAAAAUCAGCCAAAAUUGAGAACAACAAAGGCAAACCGGGCACGGGAAAGUCCUCCAAGAGCAAACAGCAGCAGGUCAGCGCCAUGAAGCCCACUCUCGUUGCCGACGAAAUGUUCCCGGAGGGGCCGGGACCGUUUAUGGAUUUGGAAGAGGCUGGUGGAUCUACUGGUUUGCUGAUGGACCUAGCAGCCAAUGAGAAGGAUGUCCAUGCCGAUUUUUACAAUGAUUUUGAGGAUCUCUUCGACGAAGAUGAGGAAAACCUGGUGUAAAGCAUUAUAAUAAUGUAACUGAAUAUAGAAUUAAUUAUUAUAUCACAUUA
Aedes aegypti (yellow fever mosquito) is the source of this 493-nucleotide messenger RNA. RefSeq names its product COP9 signalosome complex subunit 9. The record is from RefSeq and is a predicted model, not a curated record. The transcript has 3 exons. Gene Ontology annotation, biological process: negative regulation of protein neddylation. Bases 258 to 443 code for a protein of 61 amino acids. NCBI's taxonomy places the organism in Eukaryota, Metazoa, Arthropoda, Insecta, Diptera, Culicidae.